Molecule: messenger RNA, 1723 nt
Organism: Penaeus indicus
Lineage: Eukaryota; Metazoa; Arthropoda; Malacostraca; Decapoda; Penaeidae
Exons: 6
Coding region: 42-1595 (517 amino acids)
Source: RefSeq, a predicted model, not a curated record
CCAGUGCCUUCGCUCGCUUCCCUGGCGAGAAUAAAACAGUCAUGCUGUGGCUCAUGUGCUUGGGCCUCCUGCUGGUCUUCCAGGCCGGUGCAGUCCGCGUGGAGGAAGAUUGUUUAGUCCAGGAUCGGCUUCUCAUAAAGAUAUCAAAACCCGGACAGGCUUCCUUUUUUGCCUACGUCCAACACAUUGGCUUUAUAUUCACGGCAAGACUAAUGUGUGCUGCACCACAACAACGCAUCACCCUCAAUGUUACUACUCGAGACGUCGUUUGGGAAGAUGAUUUUGCAAAACCCAAGAAACCAGAAAGAAGAAAGUCCCCGACAUCUAAAGAGGGAUGGAUGGAAUUUUUUUUCCAAGCGGACACCUUUCAACUUUCAGACGCCGAGGGACGCGCAUGGACCAGCAAAAUGUCUAUAAAAUGCAACUCCUUCAACAUAAGGGUUUACAACGGGACGUUGGCUAAACAGCUGUGUGGCGGCGCAGCGAAGUGGCAAGUGACCAAAGACCGCUGCUAUUACGUCUACCUCCCACCUACGAAUAACAAGACGCUGAGUGUUAAUUUCUUGUCAAACCAAUCCUUCGUUCCUAAGCUUAUUCACGAAAAUUUUGAGGCAAAAUUGGUUCGUCGGAAUGGCGAGGUGGUUCUUGUGGAGGACGAGAGGUGUAACAGAUGCAAACCCCUGUAUGGUGAAGACAAUGUCCUGCGCUUCCCUUUGCUCGAGAGCAGCCAGAUGGCGGGGAAGGCGUUUCCUCGUGCGGUGACGGUGUGUUCGUUGUCAGGAGAAUCGUUCAUCGUCAGUGUGCCCCAGACACAGGAGGUUUUACCUCAAGAAUCAUCACCUAACCUAUAUAUAUAUGUGACGGCUGCAGCUGCGCUGCUUGUGCUCAUAUUAGCAUUUGCAUCAAUAACAAAGUUUUACCAACGUAACGAAAAUAAGCUUCCAGAUCCGCCUGUCGAGGAGGAACAAGACGAAGGACUUGCUACAGGCUGUGCUGAGGAACUUGGUCUGCCCAUCGAAGCCCUUUACUUUAACCCAUCGUUCCAUCCGGGAAUUAGCCACCAGACUUUGCCUUACCCUGUCUUGUUCGGCGGAAAUCUCGCCCCACAAGAACGUGACAUAGAUUCCGCCUCGUGUUCUUGCCAGACAGGACGAAGGCGGAGCAAACGAGGUCCGAACGGAACGCCGAGGGCAAGCGAGACGCUACCCAUUCCCGGUUCAGAAUGCGGUCCAGAUCCCGUUCAGCCAAUCUUAGCUGCUAGCCCGGUCGACGUCCUCGUGAAUCCCGGUCCGAGGCAGAGUUGCGUGUCGUUCCCGGUCACAGUGCAAGGGCAGCCUUUCGGAGAGGACUACUACGACGAGAUGGUUCCCUUGGCCAACCUCCGGCCGCCGUCGAAGUCGUUUGCCAUAGGUGACCCCAACUGCUACGAGACCCUGAACAACCUCUACGAUCCGGCAGAGCCCGUCAUCCAACCUGGCUCGACACCUCCGAUACCGCUACAACCUUCCCCGCUCCUCCCGUGCGUCCGCCGCUCACGACCCCUGCCGCAGGAGGGUCAAACUCCUCCUUCUGCUUCUACUGACUCUCCUCUCUGACUGACGGGCGCACUGACUGAGAAGUUUUAAAUGAAUGAAAGUUGAUCUCGUCAAGUAAAUGUUCUUUUAUUUGUUUGUUUGUCUGUAUAUUUACUCAUUCAGUAAAAUAUUCUUAAAUAUGUCGUGUA